Messenger RNA from Bacidia gigantensis, 582 nucleotides. RefSeq lists its product as uncharacterized. Lineage: Eukaryota; Fungi; Ascomycota; Lecanoromycetes; Lecanorales; Ramalinaceae. The record is from RefSeq and is a predicted model, not a curated record. The transcript is spliced from 2 exons. Gene Ontology annotation, molecular function: protein binding. Bases 1 to 582 code for a protein of 193 amino acids.
AUGUCGUUCCUCAAGAAGUACAGCAAAGAAAUCGACCAGGCGAAGAAAUUCCUGGGUUCUGGCGAGAAAAAACAGGAGGCUGGGCAUGCAGCUCCUUACGGCGGUAGCCCACAGCCUCAAGGCGGAGGCUACGGUGCACCACACCAGCAACAAGCUCCCUACGGACGACCCCAGGGCUAUGGAGCACCCGACCCCCACCAACCCUCCCCCUAUGGCGGACCGAGCCCACAGCCUCAACAUGGAGGCGGCGGCUACGGCUUUCCUCCUCCCUCGGCACCAAACCCGAGUUCGCCCCCUCAAGUUCCCAAUGGCUUCCACGCCCAGUUCGACCAACAGUCCCAGCGCUGGUACUACGUGAACCAGGCCACGGGCCAAACACAAUGGGAUCAUCCUGAUCCGCACAAUUUCCCUCAACACGGCGCGCCCCCGCCUCCCGCGGGAGGAUUCGGUGGUGGCGCUUACGGUGCUCCGGCCGCGCAUGGCGCGGGAGAACACGGGGGGAAGAGAAAAAGAAGGAUUCGAAGGGGAAGUAUGGCGCGUUGGCUGGUGGAGGGGCAGCGGGGUUGGUUGGAGGUAUGUUAA